AUGUGGACGCCUGGGCACCAGCACUUGAUCCACCGCAGACCACUGGCCAACAGGCCUCCGGUGUGUCACAGCAGCCUUACAGACGGGAGCACGGUGACGCGGUGGUCCCAGAGGACUUCCUGGAGGCGAGGACUGCCACGGAGGCCUGGAGGACAAUACGUGCUGUAACAGUGAGAUGUGGAUGUGAAUGUAUGUGACAAGUAGGACAUCACUCUCCUGUACUACGCCUGCCUGUAUGGACAUGAGGAGCUGGUACUCUACCUUCUGGCCAAUGUCAGCAAUGAUACCAUCCACCAGGCCCUGCAUAAUUAUAAGCAAGUGACAGCCUCCUGCAGGAGGUGGGACUACUAUGACUACUUCCUGCAGGCUCUCCUACAGGAUGGGAUUGGGGACUGGAGUGGUGAGAAUGAAGAGGUGCUCUUUGUGGUGCACAGGAAGCCCUCCUGGGCCCAUCACUGCAUCAUGGGUGCAUGCAGUGCCUACUUCACCAGCAUUCUGGUGAACCACACCACAUGGAAGGGCAAGAGCAUCAUGGUCCUCAGGCAUCCACUGAUCAACUCUGUGGCCUUUGGGUCCCUGUACAUAGGUGACUCCCCACCACCAGGCCAGGGUUGGGUGGACAGUGAGGGGGCUGUGUUUCUGUCCAGGAGCAGACCCAGCUGUGGCCUUGGGCUGACCUUUCACUGCCUGGUGCUUUGUCCCCUGCAGUGUGAGGCAGUUCCAGUUGCCUUCUGGGUUGGGUUGGCAGACAAUGAGCUGGUAUAUCUGCUGAGGAAAGCUUGUGUCAUAAACUGCCCUGAGCCUUCCACACUGCUCCCGGGCCACCCAGAUGUCAGUGUGGAACACAAUGACUGUGAGUGCUUAGCCCAGCAGUGCCAGCUUUGCAUCAAUGACCUGGAGAUCAAGUGCAGGGAUGUGUCUGAGUUUGGUGUGUCCACACUUUGGAGUCCAGGGCUUUGGCUGCCCUUCCCUUUUCCCGAUGUCUUUAAAAUCUGUCCUAAUGUUUGCUUCUGAGUAGAGAGCUGCAGCUUUCUCUGUCAUAAACCUUCUUCUCUGGCUUCAGUGACUGAUUUCUGGGUCCUUCUGAAUGACCACUUCUGAGAGAAUGAGGGGCUGGAGGCCAUUGGUAACCUUCCGGCCAUCGCCCUAAUCUGGCCCUGCAUCUUUACCCAUGUGCUCCAUUACUACAUAUACAGCAACCACACCAAGGUGCAGGCUGGGGUGGCCUAUGAUGUGCUGAGCAUGGCCAAUGUAUAGUUGUUGGAGGGUCUGAAACGCUGUGGCUGUAGUCUGGCCCAGCUGCUGGAUGAAGACAACAUGGUUGGUGUGUGCGGUGUGUGGCCUGUGGCCAAGCUGUUCUGCCUGGUGGGGGCUGAGGACCAGUGAACUGAGUACAUUGCCAAGGUUAUCAAGAAGCUGGUAAAGUGGGAGGACUUCUCAGAGGCUGUGAGGGAGGAGAUAGUGGCUCUAGUGGCUGGCAGAAGCCAGACUCUAUCCCUGCUAGAUGACAUCCGCUUCCACAUGACCAGCAUGGUGCAGAUCCACAGCAAGAUCAAGGUGAUGCAGCAGGGGCUGCAUGUAGUUGAUCAGCUGAUGUCUAUUGGUCUGAACUGCUGA
Messenger RNA from Pteronotus mesoamericanus, 1617 nucleotides. RefSeq names its product ankyrin repeat and BTB domain containing 1 (gene ABTB1). Lineage: Eukaryota; Metazoa; Chordata; Mammalia; Chiroptera; Mormoopidae. The record is from RefSeq and is a predicted model, not a curated record. Gene Ontology annotation, cellular component: cytoplasm; ubiquitin ligase complex.